Molecule: messenger RNA, 3290 nt
Organism: Ostrea edulis (European flat oyster)
Lineage: Eukaryota; Metazoa; Mollusca; Bivalvia; Ostreida; Ostreidae
Product: vacuolar protein sorting-associated protein 18 homolog
Exons: 31
Coding region: 54-3089 (1011 amino acids)
Biological process (GO): intracellular protein transport; lysosome organization; endosome to lysosome transport
Cellular component (GO): endosome; HOPS complex
Molecular function (GO): protein-macromolecule adaptor activity
Source: RefSeq, a predicted model, not a curated record
CGAUUGGCUUCACUUGUGGAGCGUAGCGUAACGCCCUCUGGUGAGAGAUUGAGAUGUUGAGUGUGCGAGAUAUUCGAGGAGUUCCGAUUGAUCUGGGACCUUCGUCUUUCUGCGGGAUUGUGACAAUGGCAUCCAUAUUGGAUCAAUAUGAAGCGGAGUCUGCGAGAGUCACAUCGGUCUCCACCGUCAGGCCCAUGCAGGUCCCUAUUGGACCAGGAUAUAUUGAUGCUAGAACAGAUCUUGAUAUUCCAAUAUUCAAUAAAAAGAAAAUAAAUUUCAAACCUUCUGACCCAAUUACACAUUUGGUAGUGUCCAGCAAUUUCUUAGUGAUGGCCAUGAGCAACAACCUCCUUCUGAGAUUGGAUCUGGAACACCCAGACCAGCAGGAAGAGGUUGAAUUGCCCAAGGCCCUGGAAGACCGAGUAUACAAACUGUAUCUAGACCCAACAGGGAGACACCUUAUUAUCUGCAUGGAGUCCACAGAAAACUUAUACCUCUCAAGGAACUCCAGAAAACCCAGAUCUAUUGGCAAAUUAAAGGGUCACCUCAUCAAUACAGUGGCAUGGAACUUGCAAAACACCAAUGAAAAUACCACGGGGGCUAUUUUAUUAGGAACCAGUAGAGGUCUGAUAUUUGAGACAGAACUAACAGACAGUGGGGACAGCCGAUUUUUCCAGGGCAGUUUAGAUCAAUACUUGAAACAGUUCAAACUGCUGGUUAAAUCUGAGGAGCUGUUUAACUUGGCCAAAGACAAGAUUGUCCCCAUCACUGGGCUGGAGUUUGACAGAAUGCCCUCAGACUCCAUGACGGAGUACAAAUAUUACAUCCUAGCUACUACACCAGGGAGGCUGUACCAGUUUGUGGGAAAUGUGUCAAAGUCUGCAGAUCCCCCCGUGUUUCAACAGCUGUUCAUGCAGUAUGAAAGUGGAACAGAGCAGUUUCUGGAACUUCCUGGAGAGUUUGGUUACAGUGAGCUGACUAUGUUUAGGCCUCGCCAUGCCAACAGUGUUAAAAGUUUUGCCUGGAUGACAGGCCCUGGUGUGUACUAUGGUGAGAUAGAUGUCUCAGGAACUGCAGGGCCUCAAUCAGUUACCAUCAACACCAAACUCAUCAGAUAUCCUAGAGAUGGAGAAGAGAGGCCCCAGAAUCCUCUGUCCAUGGUGAUGACCGAGUUCCAUGUCCUGCUGUUGUUUAAUGACAGGUUAAAAGUGAUGUGUGUUUUAAAUGAACAGCUGAUAUAUGAAGAUGUAUUUCCUGAUAGGUUUGGCAGGCUGCUUGGUCUGUGUUGUGACCCAGUGAAGGGAACUAUUUGGGCGUUCACGGCACAGAGCAUUUUCAAAUACAAAAUCACACGAGAAGCCAGAGAUGUAUGGCAAAUGUACCUCGACAAGAAGGAGUUUGAGCUUGCCAAAGAUUAUUGUAGAGACAAUGCAGCUCAGCUGGACCGAGUAUUGACAAAGCAAGCAGAGUACCUGUUUGAAAAAGGAGAUUACCAGGAAAGUGCCAUGAUGUAUGCUCAAACACAGAACUCAUUUGAGGAGAUAGCACUCAAGUUCAUCAAACUAGACAGAAAGGAUGCAUUAAAGUCUUUUAUACAGAAGAAACUUUCAUCUCUCAGACCACAGGAUAAAACCCAGAUAACAAUGUUGGUGACCUGGUUGAUUGAGAUUUUCCUGAACCAGUUAGGUGAAAUGAAAGAGCAAGGGCAAGAUGAAUCUGAGGAGUACAGAAGUACUCAAGAGGAGUUCCGAAUGUUUCUGGCUCAGCCCAAAAACAAGGAAUGUGUUAGUAACAAUCGGGGAGUGGUGUACGACCUGAUUGCCAGUCAUGGAGAUGUUGAGGAUAUGGUAUUUUUUGCUGUUUUAAUGCAAGAUUUUGAAAAAGUGAUCACCCACCACAUUCAACAUGACAAUUAUAGAGGAGCCUUAGGCCAACUAGCCAAACAGACGGACACUGAGCUGAUAUACAAGUUCUCUCCCCUGUUGAUGCAGUACAUUCCUAAGGAUACAGUCUCUCUGUGGAUCAAUAGGAGAGACUACCUGGAACCAAUGAAACUCAUCCCAGCCCUGGUCCAGUACGACCAUAAAAAGUACAGGGAACAGGGAAAUGAGGCCAUUCGGUAUCUGGAGUUCUGUAUAGAACAACUUGACAACAAGGACCAAGCAAUCCAUAACUACCUGUUGUCUCUGUAUGCCAAAAUCAAACCUGACCAACUCAUGACUUAUCUCAACAUACAAGGAAUGGAUCAUGACUCGAUAUGCUAUGACCUGAAGUACGCAUUGAGACUAUGUGCUGAGCAUGGCCACAAGCGAGCCUGUGUCCACAUCUACUCCCUGAUGGGUCUGUAUGAGGAAGCAGUGGAUCUCGCCCUUCAGGUAGAUGUAGAGUUGGCCAAACAACAAGCAGACAAACCCGAUGAAGAUGAUAUUGAUCUUAGGAAGAAGCUUUGGCUCAGAAUUGCCCGCCAUGUUGUGGAAGAAGAAAAAGAUGUGAAACGAGCCAUGGAGUUCUUACAUGACUGUGAACUACUUAAGAUUGAGGAUAUUCUGCCAUUCUUCCCAGACUUUGUCACGAUUGACCACUUUAAAGAUGCCAUAGUGACCUCUCUCCAGGAAUAUAACCGCCACAUUGACCAACUGAAGGAGGAGAUGGACGAUGCAACGAGAAGUGCUGAGGAAAUCCGGAAGGAGAUCCAGAGCUUUAGAAACAAAUAUGCGUAUGUGAAUGCAGUAGACAAAUGUGCAGCCUGUAACUUUCCUCUGAUGGCCCGGGGCUUCUAUCUGUUUCCAUGCCAACAUAAAUUCCACAAUGACUGCUUGAUUGGGGAGGUCCUUCCAAACCUGACCAGUAAAAAGCGACAGAGAGUAGAGGACCUUCAGAGAAAAAUGGCAGAAAAUGAGGACAUCAGGACAACAUCAAUAGGGAUCAGGGGAGAUAACCAGUCUGAUAAGUCACAGGACAUCAAGGCGGAGUUGGACGAUUUGGUGGCAUCAGAGUGUAUCUACUGUGGGGACUUCAUGGUCAGGAGUAUAGAUCAACCUUUUGUGGAUGAAGAUGAGCAAAACCUUGUUCUGACUGGCUGGCUGUAAACCUUAAUGUUUUGGAUGCUGGAACUUAUAGGAAUUCACUAAGAAAAACUCAAUGUAAUUUAAACAUCACCCUGUAAUAUUAACCAUUUGCUAUGGAAUGGACCACAUGGGACUUUUAUUCCUUUGUUUUAAUGCCAUAGUUUGUUGAUUAACAUGUGCAAUAUGAAUUAAACAAAUAAAUUUUAUAUUUAUACAUGCUUA